Paramisgurnus dabryanus is the source of this 2533-nucleotide messenger RNA. Its product is annotated as protein c-Fos. Gene Ontology annotation, molecular function: RNA polymerase II cis-regulatory region sequence-specific DNA binding; DNA-binding transcription factor activity, RNA polymerase II-specific. Gene Ontology annotation, biological process: regulation of transcription by RNA polymerase II. The record is from RefSeq and is a predicted model, not a curated record. Gene Ontology annotation, cellular component: nucleus. NCBI's taxonomy places the organism in Eukaryota, Metazoa, Chordata, Actinopteri, Cypriniformes, Cobitidae.
AUCCAUAAUAGCGGUUAUUAAAUAUACACUUUUAAGAAAAAGUGCACUUUCGUUAAUUCGGGAUACAUUUGGGGAAGAUGUCGUCAUAACAAUGUCAUUGAAUUAAGGGUGAUAUGAUAAAAAUAGGCUGUGCCGCAGUAACGCUGCAGCCAAGGGCUUCACACCGGAAGCGCCAAAUAUGGUCAGGACACGCUGCUCUCUGAUUGGCUGUUCACAUUAGCGACAGGGUUGUUGCUGGAGCGCUUUGAGUGGGAGAUCCAUCAUUGUAAUUGACAAGAGAUGCGAGAAAAUCAUACUUUUAAUAGCAAGGGCGCGGUUGAACUCUUAAAACAAUCCUGUCAUUGUUAUCACAGCGUGUUUUGCAUUUUCUCCUAAUUAAUCCUCCAGUCUGUGUUUCUAAAUAGCCUACACAUUCUUUCACUGAUGAUGUAAAACGCACAAAUACUAUUCUGAAUAUGUUUUAUAUAUGUAACGAUCGAGGAUAUUUAGCUGUACAUCUUUGUAAUAUGCAAAUUAUAUCAUAAAACACAGGCCGCAAACAAAGCACGUAAAAUGACGUAUAUUAUUCAUUCACGUGAAUGCUUAUACAUGAACACCUGCUGCCUACCCACUGCGGUUUCACAUAGCAUGGCACCUUAUUAGAUUGCAUACAAUAGAAAAAAUGUUGAAUGAAUGCGCCUCGUUUAGUGUCAGGGGUAUUUGUGAAAUGCAGCAUAGGCUACUUGGCUCGUGUUUACCGUCUCCCCUCCGGAUCAGUGGUACGGUCUCGUCUCACAGUUUUCAUUCAUAAAAAUCUGCCUCACUAUAAAAAGAAGCAGCGCUGAUGGCUGAUGCCUCCUAGCGUAGUAACCAAAAUCUAGAUAAAAAAAAAUAAAUACAACUGCAAACCUGCAUUUGGUGACAUUAGUCACACGUUAAUCUUGCUCUCGUCAUCUCCUGGCGUGGUCUGGCAGAAGUGAUGCCUAAAAACGUGUUCGCAUGUCGGAGUGUUUCUCAGGUGUCUGCAGAAGAAGAGCUGCACGCAUCAGCAUCUCACAUGAACGAUACGCAGAAGGCUGGUCUUCUUAAGGACGAGUGUUCAAAUGCAAAGGUAGAUGAUGGUCCCUUUGUUCCCACGGUCACUGCUGUAGCAUCAGCUCCAGACCUGAAGUGGAUGGUCCUGUCGACCGACAUCUCUUCAGUGUCACCCUGCAGCGCUGCGAGAGAUGAGAGACCUCAGAGCUCAUCUCGUUCCAAAGAUAACAAAGCUACUCGAAAGAUUUUUACUGGGAGGAGAAAAGGGGCAAAAGAACAGCUUUCUCCAGAAGAAGAGGAGAGAAAGAGGAUCAGGAGAGAGAGGAACAAACUUGCGGCUGCCAAGUGUCGAAAUCGUAGACGAGAAUUAACCGACAGCCUCCAAGCAGAAACCGAUAGUCUUGAAGAAGACAAAGCAGCUUUGCAGGCUGAGAUCGCCAGUCUGUUAAAAGAGAAACAAAGACUGGAACUCAUUCUUUCUUCUCACAAACCCCACUGUAAAAUCACAGAGGAGGCCCAAGAAGAAACAGAGGAGAAGAUCCAAGUGCAGGACGACCAGACACCCCCUCAAUCUCCCAACUCCACCCAAGAACCUAACCAGGUGCCCACCUCCCCUCAACAACCCGACCCCACCUGCACUGCGAUUUUUGGGGACUCUGAUGUCCUGCUGUGUUCCAGUGCAGAACUGGGUGCCGUUGAGGUGGAACCCUACAUCGAUAUGAGGGAUGUGUCCAUGGAGGACAUAAGCGAUGUGAUUGACAGCAGCGAUGACAUGGAUCUGUUAGUGCCGGAUAUCGAUCUCACAAGCUCUCUGGGUUUGAGCGAAUGGGAAACCUUGUACAUGUCCAUGGGCGGUGGGUUAGAACCCAUCACCUCUCCAACAUGUAGCCCCACCUGUAGCGGCAGCAACGUUGUGCCUGUUUUCAGCUUCAACAGUGCAGAUUUAGAGAAACAGGAGACUGGCAAAGAGGGCUUGAGCAAAACUGAUGCAGCUAAAGAAAUCUUGAUGAAUUAAUAAAGCUCACGUUGCAUUGUCAAUGAAAAGGAGUCGUGUUAUCCACGUGAAACACCUUACCCGAGCUAUUGAUGAACCAAAAACACAGUGUUGUCAAAAGUGGGUCGUGUUCUUCACAAAAUAUGGUGAAUGCUGUGUCAAAAUGUUUUAAAGACAUAUGAUGUAACGUGAUUCUUACAUCUAACAUAACAAAUUUGUUGCUUCCAGAUGUUGAAAGUAUUGUUGUUCAUCUUUUGAAAGACAUGCUUAUGAGUUCAUGCACUUUUGUACCUGUAGGUACGUGUAACUAUAUCAGGUGAUAUUGUGCUGUACUGUGCAGUGUUACACAGUAUGUACGUGUGUGACUAUCUGUUUGAAUACUAGCUUGUAUUUUGUGGUACUGUCAAAAAAUGUGAUUCUGAACGUGGUGGCAAAAUAUUAUGAAGUCCUUAACAUCAUGCAUACUGCUUAUCCUGCUUUGGUCUGGCAUGUCAUUUACAGAGAAUAUUAAAAUAAGUAAAUGUG